GUGGGUCCUGGGUACUCUAGAUAAGUUAGUUUAAUGUACUACCUUGGAGCACGGAGUAUUCAAUGAUUCCCCUAGAUAAGUAGUUCCAUCAGGAACCUUUCUCCUCCAUCGAUCCUCCCUUUCAUCCCACGAUACCUAAACAAUGUGCACACUGUCGAUCUCGAGUGCACUAAGCAAAUGACACCCCCUCUCGACAUCAGCUUUCACCACUAGGGAAUAAUUCCCGUGACACACAAGCUAUUUUUUGAAUUCGCAUUUCCCUGUCUCUACGAUUUGAGCGAUAUUUUUGAGGUCGUCAAUUCGGACGGUACAGGUUCUUAAUGAUGGAGAAUAAUAUUUCUGGGCUAGUUGAGAGAUUGGGGAGUGACGAAGAUGCAGUGCGGAAAAUGGCAGUUUUCAAACUUCAGAGUAGCAUUGGUGACCCUUCGUUUGCGGAUAUCUUUAUUGCUGAAGGAGGCUUAACUCGACUACGCUCCUUAACCUUACAUGCUAGUGGAAACACGCUGGCAUAUAGCCUCACAAGCCUUGCCAGAUUGUUAGAAGUGGACAAAGGAUGGGAGUUCGUCGAUCAAGAAGUGGUUGAAAGAAUUGUCGAACUUAUAGUGACGCAUCCCUUGGUCAACAUUUUGCGUGGUGCAAUGUCUAUCCUGGUUUCAAUUGUUUCACAUCCUCAUACAGGUGACCGCUUGUCGCAAAAUGGGGCGUUCGGUUUUCGUGCUUUGAAACCGGCGAUCGCUAUCUAUCCGCAGUUUUUGGAAAUGCUUGUCAGUAGGCUUUCGUCAGCUGACCAUGCACUUUGUGCCAAUGCGCUCCAGCUUAUCAACUCACUCAUGCGUGAUUCUAUCACGAACGACUCCGAAUUAGAAUGGCCCAAGUUCAUCCAAAGGCUCCAGGACCUUGGCGUGAUUCGCGCAGUUUAUGCCCUCAUGCAAGGUAGCGCAUUGCAGGAUCUUGCACAUCCUCUGAUUGAGUUUCAAUCUCUAACCAAGGUCCUUCUGAGAAAAUGGAAAGAUAUUGCGCUGGAUCUAGAAAAGCCAGAGCAUAGAAGAGCACUCAAAGGGAUACACUUGGCCAGUAACAGUGAACGAAAUCUCGAAAAUGGGGUUGAGAAUGAUAAUGAGGCACGGCGUUCAAAAAGACACAAUCCGGAGAAAUGGCGCCGGCUGGGAUUCGAAUCGGAGAGUCCAACCAUGCAAUUCGAAAGCAUGGGCUACCUAGGAAUGAUGGAUGUGGCAGAUUAUAUCCGAAACCACCAAGAUGAAUUCCAGAAAUUGCUGUUAGAACAGUCAACCAAGCCGACAAAACAGCGGUGUCCUAUUGCCCGUGCCUCUUUGUCUGUCACGCAAAUUUUAUACGAACAUUUUGAAGUUGAUAAAUCGGAGAUGGAGGAUGCCAAAAGUUACUUGAUAUUGGAGUCUCGCGCUAACUUAGACAAACUAUUCAAGCCUCUACUGUUACAUUGGACCCGCCUACACGUUGCAGGUUUACAUGCCUUUUUCCGUUUGUGGAAGGUCACAGGCGCAGAGGUGGAAGACUAUGAGAAAAUCGUGGAGCUUGUUCGCAUCCUCGUCGAAUCGGUUGUUGGAGGAGCGCCACGAACAAAGGAUGUACAUGAUGUGGAGGACGAACUAGCAGAUUUCGAAUAUACUCGGCUUCGCGAACUACAAAUGGAGCUUCUGGAGCUUACAUACGAAGACGUUUGGGGACAGCAUUUGCGACAAGUGCGCGAAGAAUUACACCAUGAAGCCCUACAGUUCGUCAAGGAACAGAGAAUCAGGUGCCUACUGCAAGGCGCUUGGUUUCCUAAUGAAAACAGUCCUAAGGUAGACAUGGCGGCUCCAGGAGAUAUCGGUUGGAAAUUUGUGCAGCUCUCACAUAACCGAAGAUUCCUACAUUUUGGAUAUUUUGAUGGCGUUAGAAAAGAAUACCCAGAGCUUGACGUACUUCCAGAGAAGCUCGAUCUUUCAACUGUGUCCUCAGUAGUAUCCAACGUCUCAGCAACAUCUGAUGGCUCCUCGUCUUCGACAGUAAAGAGUAUGAUACAUCAUACUUCUACCACCAAGAUUACUAUUUAUGGUUAUGCCCAGUCGGGCCCAUCUGCGGAGAAUUAUGGGAAGAAUAACGGCCAUACACGUUCCACCAGUAAAGCGACUCAUAGGGAAGCAGUUUUAUUGAGCCUGCGGCCCCAAUCGCCAAGCAUCGCAUCAGAGUGGCUUGACGGUUUGCUUAUGCUUCUAAAUCAACAACCCAUCACAGCGGAGACAAGCAAAUUGAUAAAGUUAGUGAGCGACUACGGACUUAAAAUCCGGUUACUAAAUGUUAGGUUUGAUGAUGGGGUAUUUACUUGUGAACCUCCAAAUGUGCCGUCACGAGAGGGUCUGGACGAUGAUUAUUAUUAUGAUGUGUUUGGGGGGGCUUAGGAUACAUCUCAUGGUAGUCUUGCAGCAUACCACUAUUGUAAAAUCUAGCCUAAUAGGAUAUUUAACCAGAUUGUUGGGUGCUUGA
Aspergillus alliaceus is the source of this 2505-nucleotide messenger RNA. RefSeq names its product ELMO/CED-12 family protein. The transcript has 3 exons. Gene Ontology annotation, biological process: actin filament organization; cell motility. Gene Ontology annotation, cellular component: plasma membrane. NCBI's taxonomy places the organism in Eukaryota, Fungi, Ascomycota, Eurotiomycetes, Eurotiales, Aspergillaceae. The record is from RefSeq and is a predicted model, not a curated record. The coding region runs from base 321 to 2420 and encodes 699 amino acids.